Molecule: messenger RNA, 520 nt
Organism: Ceratotherium simum simum (southern white rhinoceros)
Lineage: Eukaryota; Metazoa; Chordata; Mammalia; Perissodactyla; Rhinocerotidae
Source: RefSeq, a predicted model, not a curated record
CUCCUUGCAGCUGAGCAACCUGAUGAUGGCAGACGCAGGAUCAUACAGCGUCCGUAUAGGCACAAAUACCUCUUCAGUGUUUUCCAAUUACACUCUGAGGAUCUUCAAGCGGCUGCCAAGGCCUCACAUUAGCCUGGAGUCCAUCACCUCUGAGAAUGGGACCUGUCAUGCCACCUUGAGGUGUUCUGUGGAGGAAGGAGGAGACAACGUCAUAUAUCAGUGGACACGAGUGGGACCAGGGGCUGUUGUGUCCCAGGAAGGAUCCAUCCUCAAGGAGUCCUGGAGCCUUGAUGAUCUGGAUCUUCGGAACUACACCUGCACAGCUAUGAACCCUGCUAGCAAUAGCAUCUCUAGCCACAUCCUUGCUCGGGAGCUUUGUGCGGGUUCCAAGGCAGCUGCAGGCACUUAUUGCCCAGUGACAUGGAUUCUGCUGGGGAAGGGGCUUCUUCUCCUCAUGGUCCUGGGGGUUCUAUGAACUUGGCACAUCCAGACACAGAUGCUCAGCAAACUCCUUAUGUCU